ACACCGGCGUAUGUCAAGUCACGUGACUCGGGUCAGAGGUAACUAGCUUUCCAAGGACGCAACAUGGCAUCGUCGUCAAAGAAGGUUUUCGAGGUGUUUGUGUCUAAAAUACCAUGGACCAUUGCAAGCAAGGAGAUGAAGGAGUACUUUGGGCAGUUCGGUCAAGUCAAGAAAUGCCUCCUUCCCUUUGACAAGGAGACGGGUUUCCACAGAGGCUUCUGCUGGAUCGGCUAUACGUCCGAGGAAGGCCUGCACAACGCUCUCCAGAAAGACCCACACAUGCUGGAGGGAGCCAAGCUUCAAGUUCAACGAAACAGGAAAGUGUUUGCGGGACACAAAACAAACAAAGAGGUUGUGGAGGAAAGCUGAAGGUGUGUGUUUGUAUGGUGUUUGUAUAUGUGAGGGGUUGAAUUAAAUACCUAUGGAAACAGAACUAGUCCAUCCAACAUUCAUUUGUUUGUUUUUCAUAGUAUGAUGUCUUCAUAUUUAUUGUAAUUUGUCAACAACAAAAAAAGAGACAUGAUUACUGUGUCUGUUUUGCAUGUCUACAAAAUGGAUGAAGGGAGAAGUGUGUUUCUUUUGGCAUCCCGUUAGUAACUGCAUAUUAAGACAGACGAGAUGAGGAUGCUGAUGGUAGGAUAUCUCUGUUAUUGUGCUUCUGUCAUGAUCGUUGAUGGCUCCGUUACACACAACCUCUGCAUCUGUCUGUAUUAAACGAUGAGUAGGACUAUCACUUUUCUCAAUUAAGUCAGGCAUCACACUUCACUAUCAGACAUUUCACAUAAUAAAAUAAUGACUGAUUUACAA
Messenger RNA from Coregonus clupeaformis (lake whitefish), 807 nucleotides. RefSeq names its product SRA stem-loop-interacting RNA-binding protein, mitochondrial. The transcript is spliced from 4 exons. Gene Ontology annotation, biological process: positive regulation of mRNA splicing, via spliceosome; spermatogenesis. The record is from RefSeq and is a predicted model, not a curated record. Lineage: Eukaryota; Metazoa; Chordata; Actinopteri; Salmoniformes; Salmonidae. Gene Ontology annotation, molecular function: mRNA 3'-UTR binding; poly(U) RNA binding; poly(G) binding. Bases 64 to 369 code for a protein of 101 amino acids.